AAGCAGACUUUCUAUCGUGGCAUACCGAAACCCUAGCGACAAAAUUUCGAUUUCCCGUACUCUGAACCAUCUUCGCUGAAGUAAAAUCCAAAGCCCCGACGAUGGGAUCGCCGGGGGAGACUUCGACGCCGGCGAAGCCCCCAAAUUCGACUCCUUUUACCGCCGCCACGACGCCUCCGCCGGCGUACACCGCUGAAUGGGCUGCCUCGUUGCAGGCCUAUUAUAGCGGAAACGCAGCGGCUCCAACGGCCUUCUUCCCGCCGGUUUGGGGUGGUCAGCAUAUUAUGUCUCCUUAUGCUACGCCUAUCGCCUACUCGCCGAUGUACGCUCCUGGUGCAGUCUAUGCUCAUCCCUCCAUGACUCCGGGCAUGGGCUACCCAAAUGCAGAUUCCGGGAACAUCAAGUCAAAGGGGGCUCUGUUGAAGUUUGGGGAAGGAGGGAAGGCGGGAUCGGGCUCAGGGGAGGAGGAAAAUUCGCAGAGGAGCAGCGGUGGCAGUGCAACAGAGGGCUCUUCUGAUACUGGGAAUGAGAGCGCUGACCCGCAGGAAAAUUCUAAAAAGAGAUCUAGUGGAGAUGCUUUUCAAGAGGGAGAAGCUUCACAUCCUGCUAUUGCUACCCCAAGGAAGCGGGCUCCAAAACUUCCAGUUUCUGCACCUGGGAGAACAGCCUUGCCUGGCCCUGCAACUAACUUGAAUAUUGGGAUGGACAUAUGGAAUCCACCUCACACUGGGCCUGCCCCUUUGAAGGUUAGGCCUAAUGCUACAAUUGCAUCAGCAGCUGGAGCUAAUGUUUUGAUGGUUGAGAAUCAAUGGGCUCAGGAUGAUCGAGAAUUGAAGAGAGAGAGAAGGAAGCAAUCUAAUAGGGAGUCUGCGAGAAGAUCAAGAUUGCGCAAGCAGCAAGAAUGCGAUGAACUGGCUAGGAAGGUAUCUGAGCUGAACAGUCAGAACAGUGCACUUAGAAUGGAGCUAGAGCAACUUCACAAAGUUUGUAGGGACCUUGAAGCAGAAAAUCAGCACAUAGCGGAUGAGCUUAGCAGUAUCCGAGAAGAAUCAUCUAGCACUUUGAAACAAGGUGUUGGUGAUCAUAUUGACACUAUUCCUUUGAGCUCUACUACUACCUCUACCAAGAUGAAUGGAAAACUUUACCACCCAGGUGGCAAUCCUGAUCCCAGUUCCAGGUGAAUUUGACUGCUUGUUCGCGACAACUAACCGGCGGCGAAACCUCUGCACCAUUUUUUCCUUGCAGUUCCUGAAUCAAGAUUGCAAAUUAACCAAUAUACUUUUGUAAUAUUUACAUAAUGAGAGCCUAAUAAACCAUUUUAGAUGUAAUAUGUGGGAUUAGUUAUCUUGUUUUGAGAGGAGAGAGCUCUGAUAUUUAUGUUAGAAAUUAUAAAGUUUUAGGUAGGUUGGUAACCAAGCAAGCUAUCAAGUGUUCCAAAGUUGUUGUCUUAACAGUUGGGAAGUCCAACUUCAACUGCACAAUGUAGUUGUUCUCUCUAAGAAAUUAUUUGGUUUGGUAUUUUUUAA
Messenger RNA from Dendrobium catenatum, 1526 nucleotides. Its product is annotated as G-box-binding factor 1-like. Lineage: Eukaryota; Viridiplantae; Streptophyta; Magnoliopsida; Asparagales; Orchidaceae. The coding region runs from base 102 to 1181 and encodes 359 amino acids. Gene Ontology annotation, cellular component: nucleus. The transcript is spliced from 9 exons. Gene Ontology annotation, biological process: regulation of DNA-templated transcription. Gene Ontology annotation, molecular function: sequence-specific DNA binding; DNA-binding transcription factor activity. The record is from RefSeq and is a predicted model, not a curated record.